Messenger RNA from Rangifer tarandus platyrhynchus (Svalbard reindeer), 444 nucleotides. The record is from the annotation of a GenBank genome assembly. NCBI's taxonomy places the organism in Eukaryota, Metazoa, Chordata, Mammalia, Artiodactyla, Cervidae.
AUGGCAGACAUCACGCCCAUCUCCCCAGAAGAGCCCCGUGUGAAUAUCCAACUUCAUGAUCCGUUAGGGCCAGUGAGGGAAUUGGACUUGAAACAGAGGCAAGUGGUGGCCAAUCACCACGUCCACACAGAGCAUAAACUGUGCAAGCUCAUGACUCAUGCUGUACUCACCUGGACCAGAGAACCCCAGGCACUGGGAACUGUCUCCCCAGACCGUUUCUCUGGUCAAUUACGGAGGACCUCGACCCUGCAGCUCACGCUGGGACUGUUAUUUGUGGCUGGAACGGGUCUCCACAGCCCCGGGCCGGGGCACGCCCCUGGGGUGUGUGCACACCUCUCCCCGCUCGUCCCGGAGGCCCUGGCCUGGCUGGGUACCGCCUUGCCAUGCCCCGCGUCUUCCACAAGGGGGAGCCCCCGGAGGGCAGCGGAAUUUGGGAAGCGCUGA